AUGACACGACGACGCACGGACAGAACAGCAUAUCGCUCACGACCUGCCAGCCCCGAUGAAAUCGAUUAUGAAAGCCUCAAUCCUACUCGGUCUGUGCCUAACUUCAACCAGGACCUCGAAUUUAUCAACUGCCCUGCCGAGCGAGUAUUGAGAGAACGAGCUUUGGAAGAGCAGAUUGCGAAGCGAACAACAAGGAGAAGGCACGAUUCGGAUCCACCCAGGAAGAAUUGGGAAUAUGAUCGAGACUGGGAGAGUGAUUCCUUUGAUGAAGGCUAUUUGGCACGUCGGAAUGUUCGAUGGCGAGAUCGAGCCAAGCAGGAUGCCCUCGAUAUUGAUGACUUUCUUGUACUUCCCCCUUCCGAUGACGAGCAGCUACGAUACCGGACGAAAUUCGUGGAGAGCUACGAGAGCAACGAGCUACCGAUUGGCGCGUAUCAGACUGGAACGCACUUCCCUACUAGCGCGGAUUUGAUCUCCCCACGAAACAAUGAGGAAUCGACAUCGAAACAGCCGGUUGCACAAAGCCAGCAGAAUACGGCCCCUGAUCCGGCCAUUCGACAAUAUUGGACAGAAUCUAUCGAUGUACACGAAAUGAAUGCGAUUGAACAGAGCGACAUGUUGCAUUUGAGAACCAUGCUUGGGAUCGAUCGCAUAAAACUUGAGACACUAUCCCGUUUCAAUGUCCGCGGCCACACCGAUAGCUAUGAUCAAAUGGCCAUUAUGUAUCCCAGCUCUCGGAUGAGACCUCCAAUGGGAUUGAAAUUGAUUCGAAGAGUUGGCGAUAAGCUGGAAAAGGAAAAUAUUCCUGAUGAGAUCGAAGGACGCUUCGCCGGAAUUUUUGGGUACCAUAUGAUGACCGGAUCAGACAGAAAAGUGAUAUUAACGACCAAUGAGCGGGAUGCCCUGGCAGUCUAUGAAGCAACAGGUGGCAUGCUGACAUUUGCGCUUCCCCUGGGUGAAAAGCUUGAUAUGGAUGUGAUCCAAUACCUUGAAGAAUUCGAUGUGAUCUAUUUAUGGUUCCCACAGCGCCACACGGAAUUUGCAAAAGAUUUUGCGCAUGUGCUGAACCCAUCCAGAUGUCUUCUUAUCAAGUCUCCGGAUCGGCCGAUCGAGCUGUUGCGAAAUGACCAAAAGAAGGAAAUUAAUCAUAUUAUCCGGGAGCAAGCCUCCAGAAUGAGGGAAACUGGAUUCAGAUCAAUGCUCGAUAUACGAGAUGAGGUCCGAAAUGAGCUUUUAAACAGUAAAUCGAGGACGGCUGGAUUAUGCCAGUGGAAACGUUUCGAUGCUCUCAACCGGUAUUUAAUCGGGUUUCGACCUGCCGAACUGACUGUUUUAACUGGAGGCACCGGCUACGGCAAGACAACCUUUCUUUGUGAAUACGCCUUGGACCUGUUGACACAAGGAAUCCGAACCCUUUUCUGCAGCUUUGAAAUGCCGGAAGAGAAAAUUCUUAAAUGGAUGCUGGUUCAAUAUGCUGGUCCCUCCCACCUCCGGAGCCUGGCCCGGUCGAGGACCUACUAUAAUGGGAUCAAGAUCCCGCUACAUCGCGUGGAGCAUCAUCCAUCGGUUGAAGCCUGGCUGGAUCGUUUUGAGCGGACCAAAGGAGCCAUGACGAUUAUGAAGGCCGAGGAGUUUCGUGACAAGACAAUAAAUCAAAUAGCUGCUGCGAUUAAAAAUGAAAUUGUCAACAGUGGUACGCAACAUGUCGUCAUUGACAAUCUACAAUUUCUUGUUGGACUGGCUACCCUACAUGACGAAAAGAGUACCAGUAUGGAUCGAGCUUCAAUGCAGGAUCGAUUUGUUGGUCUUAUUCGCCGUAUAGCUACAGAUUACGGUGUUCAUGUGACUAUGGUUGUACACCCGAGAAAGACUGAGGGAGAGACUUCUGAAUUUGAUGCGCCCCUUCUUGGCGCAUCUUCGAGAGUGCUUCAAGAAGCCGAUAAUGUUCUCGUGAUCGUCCGUCGCCGAGAUGAGGGCAAAAAAUCGGGCGGGUAUCGCAAAUUCCUACGGAUUGUCAAAAAUCGAUAUGGUGGUCGUAAAGCGGAAGGCGAUAUUCUAGAAAUGCUUUUCCAACCAUCAACCUAUUCUCAUACACUAAUCGAUUUGACUCUGCGU
Messenger RNA from Mesorhabditis spiculigera, 2115 nucleotides. NCBI's taxonomy places the organism in Eukaryota, Metazoa, Nematoda, Chromadorea, Rhabditida, Rhabditidae. The record is from the annotation of a GenBank genome assembly.